AUGGAACUUGGACUUCGAGCCCCUUCUGCACUGCCCCACUGCCCCCGGUCUAGGCAGCGGCCUGCCCUGUGGCCAGCCCUGGCGGCUCUGGCCCUGCUGAGCAGCAUCGCGGAGGCCUCCCUGGGCCCCACGCCCCGCAGCCCGGCCACCCGCGAAGGCCCCGCGCCAGUCCUGGCGCCCCCCGCCGCCCACCUGCCGGGGGGACGAAUGGCCCGCUUGUGCGGCGGAAGAGCUCGGAGGUCGCAGCUGCAGCCUCCCCGGCCGGCACCCCCGCCGCCCGCACCCUCGCCUGCUCCCACUUAUUCACCAAGCUGCAUCCCGCGCUUCGUUGGACGCCUCCGUAACCCGCGAAGAGCUAUCUCCCCCUUGACCCCCCAGCCCCGUGACCUCCUCAUAGCACCCGAGAGCUCACCCAGACAAUUCUGGGGACAGAGCCGUGACCUACCACUAGGACCCCCGCCUGAGAGCUCCUCACUGACGGCUCCCUCCUCGGAGUCCCGCUCAGUGGGUCUCCUAAGAGCACCCCUUUUUGUCUCUGGCAAGCCCCUCACCCUCAAACGGGGUGGGGAGGCCUUGGCAGCCAUGCCCGACCUGGGCCCCCCCUCAUCCCGCCACUUCCUGGGCGCCCAAGCCCAGGUCUAG
Molecule: messenger RNA, 642 nt
Organism: Galeopterus variegatus (Sunda flying lemur)
Lineage: Eukaryota; Metazoa; Chordata; Mammalia; Dermoptera; Cynocephalidae
Gene: ARTN
Product: artemin
Exons: 5
Coding region: 1-642 (213 amino acids)
Source: RefSeq, a predicted model, not a curated record